AUGUCCCCAGCAACCCUAGACAUGCAAGCACUUCAAUACCUCCGGUCCGAAUUCUCCAAAGCACUAAAAGACUUUGCGGGCUCACCAUCGUCGUUUCGGAUCCUACAUACCAUUCCUCCAACAUCGGCACCCAGCCAUGGCAAACCCAUCCCCACAAGGACGCUCUACGUGCUGGACUCGAGUUUCAACCCGCCUUCAAAAGCCCACUCCAGCCUCGUCAAGACGGCACUCAGAUCUCAGCGCUCAAAGUCGGAAAGGAAAGGUCAGAGCCAAAGCGAGACGCCCCGAGUUUUAUUCCUGCUCGCAACAGUCAACGCCGAUAAGAAACCCAAGCCCGCCGACUUUGAAGACCGUAUCGUCAUGAUGGCACUGGCUGCACAGGACCUGCGGUCUACUUUCUCGUCAAAUGGGCCUUCUACUACCACUUCUGAUUCUGCCUCCUCGAGCUCGUCAGACCCGCCGGUAGGGACGGUGGAAGCGCCGAUCAUCGACAUCGGCAUCACGAAGCAGCCGUAUUUCGUGGACAAGGCCAGCGCGAUCCGUGACAGUAAUGUCUACGAAAAUCCAGAUCGAGAAGACGGCGUCACGGAGCAAAUCCACUUGACCGGGUUCGACACCCUGCUCCGCAUCUUCACCCCGAAGUACUACCCGAAGCAUGACCCGCCGUUGUCGGCGCUGGAACCCUUUCUGGAGCACCAUCGUGUGAGGGCAACGAUACGGGUCGACCCGGACAGUCCGAGCGCGAACUUGAAGGAUGCGCAGAAGACGGAGGGCGGAUCGAGUAGUGGCGCUGUAAGUAGCCCCGACUUUAGCACGCCGGAAGGCCAGUCGAAGUACCUCCAGGGCAUUCGGGAGGGGGCGCUGGAGCAGGAGGGCAUGAAACGAGAAUGGUCUGACAGAGUCGAAUUGGUGGUGGACGAGGAAGGAGAGGCCCAGGGCGUGAGUAGUACGAAGGUAAGGGAUGCGGUUAAGGAAGGGAACUGGGCUCAAGUGAGAGAGCUGGUUGGGGCGAGCGUCGGAGAUUGGAUUAAAGAGAGGGGGUUGUACUUGGAAGGGGAAGCCAGUGGGAAGCUGUGA
This is a messenger RNA of Cladophialophora yegresii CBS 114405, 1077 nucleotides long. RefSeq lists its product as uncharacterized. The record is from RefSeq and is a predicted model, not a curated record. Bases 1 to 1077 code for a protein of 358 amino acids. The transcript has a single exon. Gene Ontology annotation, molecular function: ATP hydrolysis activity; nicotinamide-nucleotide adenylyltransferase activity. Gene Ontology annotation, cellular component: cytoplasm; nucleus. NCBI's taxonomy places the organism in Eukaryota, Fungi, Ascomycota, Eurotiomycetes, Chaetothyriales, Herpotrichiellaceae.